AUGGCGCGCACGAAGCAGACCGCCCGUAAGUCCACUGGUGGCAAGGCACCCCGCAAGCAGCUGGCCUCCAAGGCAGCCCGCAAGAGCGCCCCGUCGACCGGUGGUGUCAAGAAGCCUCACCGCUACAAGCCCGGUACCGUCGCUCUUCGCGAGAUCCGUCGCUACCAGAAGUCGACCGAGCUUCUGAUCCGCAAGCUGCCGUUCCAGCGUCUGGUUCGUGAGAUUGCUCAGGACUUCAAGUCUGAUCUUCGCUUCCAGUCGUCGGCCAUCGGCGCUCUGCAGGAGUCGGUCGAGUCCUACCUCGUCUCCCUGUUUGAGGACACCAACCUUUGCGCCAUCCACGCCAAGCGUGUCACGAUCCAGUCUAAGGACAUCCAGCUUGCCCGCCGUCUUCGCGGUGAGCGCAACUAA
This is a messenger RNA of Grosmannia clavigera kw1407, 411 nucleotides long. RefSeq names its product histone h3. Lineage: Eukaryota; Fungi; Ascomycota; Sordariomycetes; Ophiostomatales; Ophiostomataceae. Gene Ontology annotation, molecular function: DNA binding; protein heterodimerization activity; structural constituent of chromatin. The transcript is spliced from 2 exons. Gene Ontology annotation, biological process: rRNA transcription. Gene Ontology annotation, cellular component: nucleosome. The record is from RefSeq and is a predicted model, not a curated record. The coding region runs from base 1 to 411 and encodes 136 amino acids.